Trichobilharzia regenti is the source of this 837-nucleotide messenger RNA. The record is from the annotation of a GenBank genome assembly. Lineage: Eukaryota; Metazoa; Platyhelminthes; Trematoda; Strigeidida; Schistosomatidae.
AUGGAUAAUUAUAAAUUUCAUUUCCAUGAAGAUACUUUUGAUAAAAGCGAUAAAAACCCACCAUCACUGCAAGAAGAAGACGUAGAACAACAACAACAGCACUUUCCACAUGAUUAUCAAAAUCAUAAUGAAACUGUAAAUAUCUCUCGUCCUCCAUUACGUCAACAGCACAGUUUGCAUUCACAUCAUCAUCAUCCCCAUCAUCCUAACCAUCAUCAUACAGUAUGGAAAGGAAGACAGAAUACAUAUCGUGAAACAUUUAUAAAAACUAUUUAUUUAACUUGUGCAACAAUUAUUACUACAUGUUUUAUUAUUGAAUGUAUCCUAAUUCAUUUAGUUAUACUACCAUGUCAACAUGAAUCAGGAUUUCUACCGACAGAAUGUACAUAUGUAAAAACAGAAUUAGUAGCAUCAUCAGUUAAAUGUGAGAAUAAAUGUUCAAAGGAUAGAUCAACUUUUCAGUGUAUACGUGUAUUAGUUACAUAUUCUAGAUUGAAUGAGAAUUUUACAGCAAGUUUAUUUGAUAAUAUAGCAACAUAUCAAUACUAUCAUUCACUUGGGUGCGCUACAAGCUCAUGUCAUCGUCAAAAUUCAGCAAAUCAUGAAUGGGUGGAACACUUUUGUCAGUUAAUAAAAAAAGCUGCACGAUUUCCGUGUUAUGUGCAUGAAGAUCAUAUUAAAGAAGCACUACUGCACAAAUUCUAUGGACCGUCAACAAUGUUCAAUACUUUAUUUUGGCCUUUAUUCUUAUUAUGUUUGUCUAGUUUGUGUUUACUCAUCACAUGGUCUUUUGAUAGAUGUCAUGUAUGGCAUGAUGAGAAGACAAUAAUAGCAUAA